Chilo suppressalis (striped riceborer) is the source of this 831-nucleotide messenger RNA. The record is from the annotation of a GenBank genome assembly. Lineage: Eukaryota; Metazoa; Arthropoda; Insecta; Lepidoptera; Crambidae.
CGUCCAUACAUUCAGGGACAGUGCAUCCGGUUAAUUUAUAACUAAUCAAAUACUCAUAAGAAAAUGCAUGUGAAAGUGGUGCUGACGCCAUUAUUGAUGGGCUUACUGCUUCCUUAUCAAACAACCUGUCAGGAGGAUAUUUUACCUGAUGAUGAUAUCGAAGAUCAUCCUCUAUCAAAGAACUGUUUACAAUGCUUUUGUAAGCCGCGUCGAAAUUUUCCUAGCCUUAAGCUGCAAGGCAGCGCGAAGGGUGCGGGUUCGAAUCCCGUCCGCUGCCUGGUGAUGGGCGGUGAUCCGCGCAACCUUCCAGUGGCCAUGAUGGAAGGCUGCUUCGACAACACCUGCGGCGUGUUCCGCAUCACAAUAGGAUACUGGGAGGCUGCCAAUUAUAGGACCAAACUCACAUCCAAUAAGACAGAGUACGAGAGCUGCAGCAAGAACGCGUGGUGUGCCAUGCGCACGGUCCAGCGGUACAUGCGCCGGUACCUUCCGGUAAGUGGGCUGGUCACAUUAGCCGCAGAACUGAUGGCCGUUGGAGCCGGAAAGUUCUUGAGUGAAGACCGCGACUCGGCCGUGCAGUCGAAGCGUCCGGAACGUUUGCUAUGCGAGAACGCGCUGGCACUGCACAAGUUCGGUUCCCGGCGAGGGCAUCACAACCUCACCGUCUCCAACCGCAAGAAGCUCUUCACCUGCCUCCACAGAUACGUGUCUAAGUGGCUUGAAUAUGAUAAACCUUAGUGUGUUCAAGAUUUGAGAACAUCAUUUUUGUUUCUUUCAAAAUGUUGAAGAACUUGGCAAGUGAACUAUUAAAUAAAACAUAAAGUUGUCGAG